This is a messenger RNA of Impatiens glandulifera, 842 nucleotides long. Its product is annotated as protein FAF-like, chloroplastic. The record is from RefSeq and is a predicted model, not a curated record. The coding region runs from base 9 to 530 and encodes 173 amino acids. NCBI's taxonomy places the organism in Eukaryota, Viridiplantae, Streptophyta, Magnoliopsida, Ericales, Balsaminaceae. The transcript has a single exon.
ACCAAAUCAUGGGACAAAACAAUAAUGAGUGUGCAAUAUCAGAUCUAUGGAGUUCAAUCUUCUGCAACAAGAAAACAAACCUUCCUCCAUAUAUCCACCCUCUUUCAAACAAAUCUUCCUCGGCUUUGAGUAACAAAAGCCUCGACAUUUGCACCGAGUCCCUCUGCUCCGAGACGGGCUUCGACUCCUUCUCUUCCUCCUACUUAUCGUCGGGCCAAGAAGAUUUAGAAUAUAAUCAUCACACGAAGAACAAGUCAAAGCCACAAGUGAUGAAUAUUAUCACUUCUCCUUCACGUUCCAUUCCUCCGCCACUCCCCUCGUUGGUUGGCGGAGGAAACGGAUCGUCACUUGUCAUGCAAUCGCGACGAUUAGAUGGGCGAUUGAUUCUUGAGGCGGUAUCGCUUCCUUCAAGUAAGUCAUGUUUCCAAACUCAACGGCUUGAUGGUCGCCUCUUACUUAAAUUAGAAAAGAGUUUGAGCGUCGAUGAUAAAGAGGAGAUCAAGGAAGGGGAGGGAUGUCAUUUAUCAUGAACAACAUGAAAAUGAAUCAAAUUAAAUCGCGGAGAAGAAAAUGAAAAUGGGAAGCGAAAAACUUUCGAGGUUGAAGCAAAUUUUUAAAAUUUAUUUUUGGUUUGAAGACAAUUAAAAACAUGACAAACUGUUUUGGUUGCUAAGAAUAGGCAUGUCAAGGGAAGUAUUUAGGUACAUCUUCAUGAUACAUUUGGGAUGGACUUUUUUUUUUUUUUUUUAAUUUGCAAUGUACUUACAUUUCGAUUCUUAUCAUAUAAUUCAUGUUUUUUUUUUCAGUUCCUUAAAAAAAUAUGUAAUAAUCAAAUAUUUUCA